CGGGGCUGGUGCACAGUCAGAGCUCCUCCAGCAGACAGCAUGGCUCUCCUCCUCUGGGGUCUGGUCUUUCCUCUCAUGUUGGUGUCGGGGACUCUGGGACAGUUCGGGUCACGACACCGGCCAAUCCACGCCAUCAGUCCUACAAUCACGAGACCGUCUCCGCAGGUGUCUCCCAGGGGUUACCAGCGCCUCGGAAACAUCCGGUCCAUGGAACAGACCUCAGAAGAAGCGCCGGGUUCAGACAGUGUCCAGCAGGUCCAGGAUGUGGGACACGGAGACCGGAGGCUGCAGCAGAAGGGGGCGCGCGCAGGGGCCAACAACUACCUGCCCCAGGAGAGGACCCUCCUCCAAGCAAUAAAGCCAAACUGCAGAAACCGGCCUAUAGACCUGGUCUUCAUCAUCGACAGCUCCCGCAGUGUACGUCCAGCUGAGUUUGAAAAGGCCAAGGAGUUCCUUCAGGACAUGGUGGAGAGUUUAGAGAUCGGGUCAGAGUCCACUCGAGUGGGCCUUGUUAAUUACGCCAGCACAGUGAAGAUUGAGUUUCUCCUGAAGACCUACUUCGACAAGUCUGCGAUGAAGCAGGCGCUAGCCCGAGUCGAGCCCCUGGCUUCAGGGACCAUGACUGGCAUGGCCAUCAAGACGGCCAUGGAGAAAGCUUUCACCAUGGAGUCAGGGGCCCGACCCAGCUCCAAGAACAUCGCCAAAGUGGCCAUCAUCGUGACAGACGGGAGGCCUCAGGACAGUGUGGAGGAAGUGGCAGCGACAGCUCGGGCGUCUGGGAUCGAAAUCUACGCAGUGGGAGUAGACAGAGCUGAUAUGGCGUCUCUCCGCCUCAUGGCCAGCCAACCACUGGAUGACCACGUCUUCUAUGUGGAGACGUAUGGGGUCAUAGAGAAGCUCACUUCCAAAUUUAGGGAAACCUUGUGCGGUAAGGAUGAUGAGGGAAGUGCGGAUUUUCCAUUAAAUGGUGGGACUGAUGGUUUCGGACUAGGCCUAGGUGACAGGAGAGAAGGUAAAAGAAAAAACAAAAAACACGAUAAAGGAAACAACGGUUUGGAUGUAUGUGCUCAAGGACACGACUGCCAACACAUUUGUGUUAACAAUGGCAACUCAUACAACUGCAAGUGUCGCACUGGCUAUGUGUUGAACCCGGACAAGAAAACAUGCUCACGUUCUGGUUCUGGUUCUGGCUCUAAUCUAUGUGAGCAUGGACAUGAUUGCCAGCACAUUUGUGAAAACGGUGACCUUUCAUACGUCUGCAAAUGUCGAACAGGAUAUGUGUUGAACCCAGACAAGAAAACAUGCUCACGUUCAGAUGCAUGUUCCCAAGGACAUGACUGCCAACAUAUUUGUGUCAACACUGAUGUCUCGUACAUCUGCAAAUGCCGAUCAGGAUUUGUGUUGAACCCAGACCAGAAAACCUGCUCACGAUCGGAUAAAUGUGCCCAGGGACAUGAUUGCCAGCAUAUUUGUGUCAGCACAGACGACUCUUACAUCUGCAAGUGUCGAACAGGAUUUGUGUUGGACAUGGAUCAGAAAUCAUGCACACGUUCAGCAGUGGAUGCAUGUGCCCAGGGACAUGACUGCCAGCAUGAAUGUGUCAAUAAUAGGAACUCAUACAUCUGCAAGUGUCGAACAGGAUAUGUGUUGAACGUCGAUCAGAAAACAUGCUCACGUUCGAAUAUGUGCGCUCAGGGACAUGACUGCCAGCAUAUUUGUAUCAACAAUGGUGAUUCUUACAACUGCAAGUGUCGAGUGGGAUAUGUUUUAAAUGCGGACCAGAAAACAUGUUCACAGGAAAUGAGAAGUGAAAUAACCCAAGACGCCUGCAUGUGUGAAGCUCAGAUUGUAUUCCAGAAAAAAGUGCAGUCGACCAUUCAAGAGCUGAGCAGAAAACUUGAUGAACUUUCAAACAAAGUGAACCAGAUUGAAGACCAGCCACACUAUUAAGAACACAGAAUGGAGUCAGAAGACAUGGUCUAGCAUUGUAUGGAUUGUAUUGUAUUGAGUAUCCAUAGAGUAUACUCAUAUGUUUAUGAUAUAGUAUGAAUCUGAAGUUUUGAAAUCAUUAAACUACAUUAUUUUUUAUUUAAAGCAAGGAUGAAAAGCUUACACAUAUCAGCAUGAUUGUAAUAAAGCUGCCUAGAAGCCAUUGUUCCAAGUGUUUAAGCUUUUUAUGUAAUGAACAAAUGAAAAUGGUAAAGGUUGAAUGGAUACUUUUAAGACUCCUAAAUAUUUAAAGUAUUUUUUUGAAGUGUGCACUACAUCCUUGGUGUGUAUUUACUGCACUGGAAGUUAUUCAUUUCAGGCCGUUAAUAACUAAUCUCUUAUGUAACUGGAGCUUUGUUGUCAGCUCGACACAGUAUUAUUAUACAGAGGAAAGACCAAAAUACAGCCUGAUCCAGCUGGCCUGUUACAUCACAAUGAAUUACUAUAAUCCUUUUCUUUGACACCUGAAACAUUUCAGCUAAGGUAAUUGUACAACACUGAGAGGCAAUUACCUUUCUGUAACAAAUGUGAUUGUUUUGGAAGGGAGAGGGAAAACAGAGUAGAGUUCAAGUGUAACUGGACAGCUCCAUGAUUUUCACACUUGCGAGUGUGUGACAACAUUCCUGACUUUUUGGAUUAAAGAAACAAAGGGUCAGAGAUUAAAAACAUGCAUUUUUUGGUCUUACUUAAUAUAACCUUUUUUCUGACUAUUUGAAACAGUGGUUUAAUGAAAAGUAAUUUUCUUAAAACCAUGCUCUGUAUUUAUUAUGAAGCAAAGAAUAUUUGUGGAAUGGGUUUUCUGUGCAUGUGUAAAGUAUGUCUUUGAGCAUUUGUGAUACAAAAAUUCCAUGUGCUGACUAUUUCUGCUGGAAGUCUACUUGUACAUUGACAAUAAAUAUUCUAAAACAAU
Sphaeramia orbicularis (orbiculate cardinalfish) is the source of this 2899-nucleotide messenger RNA. Its product is annotated as matrilin-3-like. Bases 40 to 1950 code for a protein of 636 amino acids. Gene Ontology annotation, molecular function: calcium ion binding. NCBI's taxonomy places the organism in Eukaryota, Metazoa, Chordata, Actinopteri, Kurtiformes, Apogonidae. The record is from RefSeq and is a predicted model, not a curated record. The transcript has 11 exons.